UGCCUUUCUGGCUGGGUGCUGAGCGCAGACGUCGGGUGGACAAGGCUGAGGGGACUGCAGCUCCUUGAGAGCUACGGGUUCUCGCGUUUGUCUUCUCCGCCUUCACUCGUCUGUGUCCAGAGCCGGCCUGUCUUUCAAUUUGCUUUGUCCAUAUGUUCACCAGAAUCACUGCUGCAUAGCUUGAACCUAGUAAAACUGAUUUUACAGAUGACACGGUUAAGUCAGACCUGCCAAGAAGUACGAUUUGAAUGAACUUUAAUUCAUACAUGUUUUUAAAUUUAUUUAACCAAAGUUAUCAGAUGUCUGCUGUUACUUGUAACCUAAGGGGCUAAUGAGCCCAAAGGUGGGGGAUAAGAUCUCAAAUGCUCUGAGAUGCCAUUACUGUGUAAUUCUAUGUGUGAAAUCAUUCGCAUGCUGGCAAAAACCAGGAACUUUGCUGCCAUGCAGCAGACGACCAAAUUACUUCUCCGAGCUUUGAAGUGUAGUAUUCCUCACCUUGGCAAGUGCACGCAGAAACAGAAUUACUGUAACUUCACUGAUCAUUAUUACAAUAGAAUAAAAUUGAAAAAAUAUCACCCAACCAAGAGUCUGCAGAAUAAACCCAAGAUAGCAGAAUUAGCAAGAAACAUCCCACAUCGGAACUUCUCAUGUAAGGAUCUUCUACCUAUUAAGCCAGAAGCAGAAAAAUCUCUUUCUGAAAACAUGGAUGCAUUUGAAAAAGUGAGAACAAAAUUAGAAACACAGCCGCAAGAAGAAUACGAAAUCAUCAAUGCUGAGAUUAAGCAUGGUGGUUUUGUUUAUUACCAAGAAGGCUGCUGCUUGGUUCGUUCCAAAGAUGAAGAAGCAGACAGUGAUAAUUAUGAAGUUUUAUUCAACCUGGAAGAACUUAAAUUAGAACAGCCCUUCAUUGAUUGUAUCAGAGUUGCUCCCGAUGAGAAAUAUGUGGCUGCCAAAAUAAGAACUGAGGAUUCUGAAAACUCCACCUGCAUAGUUGUGAAGCUCAGUGAUCAGCCUGUCAUGGAAGCUUCUUUCCCAAAUGUGUCCAGUUUUGAAUGGGUAAAGGAUGAAGAAGAUGAAGAUGUCUUAUUCUACACCUUCCAGAGGAAUCUUCGCUGCCAUGAUGUGUAUCGAGCCACAUUUGGGGAUAACAAACGUAACGAGCGUUUCUACACAGAAAAAGACCCAAGCUAUUUUGUUUUCCUGUAUCUUACAAAAGACAGUCGUUUCCUCACCCUGAAUAUCAUGAACAGGACGACUUCCGAGGUGUGGCUGAUAGACGGCCUAAGCCCCUGGGACCCGCCAGUGCUUAUCCAGAAGAGAAUACAGGGGGUUCUCUACUAUGUCGAGCAUCGAGAUGACGAAUUAUACAUCCUCACUAAUGUCGGAGAGCCGACAGAGUUCAAGCUGAUGCGAACAGCAGCUGAUGCCCCUGCUAUUAUGAACUGGGAUUUAUUUUUCACAAUGAAGAGAAAUACCAAGGUUGUAGACUUGGACAUGUUUAAGGACCACUGUGUUCUGUUCCUGAAACACAGCAAUCUGCUCUAUGUUAAUGUGAUUGGUCUGGCUGACGACUCAGUGCGCUCUCUAAAGCUCCCUCCUUGGGCCUGUGGAUUCAUAAUGGAUACAAAUUCUGACCCAAAGAACUGCCCCUUCCAGCUUUGCUCUCCAAUAAGACCCCCAAAAUAUUACACCUACAAAUUUGCAGAAGGCAAACUGUUUGAGGAAACUGGUCAUGAAGAUCCCAUUACAAAGACUAGUCGUGUUUUGCGCAUAGAAGCCAAAAGCAAGGACGGAAAGUUAGUGCCAAUGACAAUUUUUCACAAAACGGAUUCUGAGGACUUGCAGAAGAAGCCUCUCUUGGUGCACGUCUAUGGAGCCUACGGAAUGGAUCUGAAGAUGAAUUUCAGGCCUGAGAGGCGGGUGUUGGUGGAUGAUGGGUGGAUCUUGGCAUACUGCCAUGUUAGGGGAGGCGGUGAGUUGGGCCUCCAGUGGCAUGCUGAUGGCCGUCUAACUAAAAAACUCAAUGGCCUUGCUGACUUAGAGGCUUGCAUUAAGACGCUUCAUAGCCAAGGCUUUUCUCAGCCAAGCCUAACAACGCUGAGCGCUUUCAGUGCUGGAGGGGUGCUUGUGGGAGCACUGUGCAAUUCUAAGCCAGAGCUCCUGAGAGCUGUGACUCUGGAGGCACCCUUCUUGGAUGUCCUCAACACCAUGAUGGACACCACACUUCCUCUGACACUGGAAGAGUUAGAAGAAUGGGGGAACCCUUCAUCUGAUGAGAAGCACAAGAACUACAUAAAACGCUACUGUCCCUGUCAAAACAUUAAACCUCAGCAUUACCCUUCAAUUCAUAUCACAGCCUAUGAAAAUGAUGAGCGAGUACCUCUGAAAGGAAUUGUAAGCUACACUGAGAAACUCCAGGAAGCCAUUGCAGAGCACACUAAGGAAGCCGGUGAAGGCUAUCAGCCCCCCAACAUCAUUUUAGAUAUUCAGCCUGGAGGGAAUCAUGUGAUUGAGGAUUCUCACAAAAAGAUUACAGCCCAGAUGAAAUUCCUGUAUGAGGAACUUGGACUUGACAGCACCAAUGCUUUCGAGAAUCUUAAGAAAUACCUGAAAUUCUGAACUGCUGCAUUUAGCUGGACUAGACACACGUGGAAAUAAUAACUAGUCUCAUUUCCAGUUGGCUUAGCAAAAGUGAGAUUUUUUUUUAAGUUAUCACGUAUUUUUUUAAGUUGUUUCUUUGUGUAGUUUUGCUUAACAUAUGUGUCACUUGUACUGUUCCCACCAGUACAAACCUCAGCGUUUCGGUCAUGCUCGUACUACAUUGGUAGUAGAGAAGGGGGCCAGAAGGUCUGGGAGCAGGGGAACGCCAGGCCUCCCUUCCAAUCAGAGCAACUUAAUGUCUUUUAAUAGAAUUUUCUUUGACCAGUUUACAAUUCAGUGUCCUUCCUCUUUGCUAAUAACUAUUUUUAAGCACUGUGGCUAUGAGUCAUCUUGCAAUUUCCACAACUCUACUUUAAAGAAAAGAAUAGCAUUUUUCAUAUUUAAAUGCUUUAGCAUUCUGGAAUAAUCUUUUAAAUACUUUAUUGUUCUUUCAAAAUUUGAGAAACUUCCCCCAAAACAGUUGCAUUAGUGCAGCAGUGCUGUAGAAAUAUCUACAAAUUGAUGCCAUCCACGAGGCUUACUCAGAAGCCUACUGUAUAUCAAAACAUGCUGGAUACAGGGUGACCAUCUCUUCAUGCAGCUUCCUAGCACAGACUAUACAGAAUGUCCAGUGCGCUGGAGUAGCAUGCGCGGCUGGACACAAAGCAUUUGUCUCUAAAAGCUUCUUGACGAUGGAAGAGAGUCUGCAUGCUGUGUUCCAAGAUGAGCCCCUCUCCCUUCUCCAGAGAAAUGGCAUGGGUAUCAACAUCACUGCCUCUGGAGGCUCCAUUGGUACUUAAUCUUAUUCUCAGUUUUGUAGGGAGCUCUGAAAUGAUUUCCUGUAGAUUUAGCACAGUUGAUGAUUCUCCAAAAUUCAGAACCACAAUGAAGACUUUAUCUAUGCCGUCCAGUUCUCUUGUGUAUACAACAGAGUGACUGUGAUCCCUCAAAAGGCAAAACCAGCCCCUGCUGAGAAGAAGCUCUUUGGCGUGGAGUCGACUCAAAUCUUGAUACAGCCUCAGCACUGAGCCUGGCUGGGUCUUUUGGACCUGUUUUUAAAAACAAUAUUCAUGUAAAUAUUCACAAUAUUUAAUAAUUAUCCCCCUCUCAAAAAAAUUGCUUCCAUUUGCCCUUUAAAGUAACUACCAAAUUUAUAAAUAGUUUUUCCUAAAGUCAGAGGAAUUACAAAUCAGAUUUUCUGCUUGUUGGGGAGUCAUUUCAGUAUACGCAGUGCUCCCACAUCUUAGAGUUGCUGCAGAAGCAAAUUUGACUCCACUUUAUGUCAUUUAGCUUGCUGGAAUGAAGUCACUGUGCUGUGUUGUAACUGCCAGAUGCAAAAAGCCACUGUCACAGGAACUCGGAGAGUGUCUGUGCAUUUGGGCUUGGCUGCUCUCAUCUGUAGGAUGAUGAGAAGGGGCACUGUUGUGCAGAGAUCAUGGGUCCAGCAGACAUUGAUUUUCAGAUCACCGGUGAUGGGAAGAGCACUGCAAACUGCAGAGCCUAAGAUGCAAGUUAGGAAGGCCACAUUUGCUCUCUUUAUGCCUUUUGUUUUCUAGGCCAUAAAAGCUAGUUUUUGUCUAUUAAAGACUUGGUUUGAUUUUACAGCUACACAGCAUAUCUAAUUUAGUGCUGUUCUUUCCUUUUUCUUUUUUCUCAUAAGCACUUUUCUGUUACAUUGUCCCCACAGAUGUCAUUGAAAUGACAGAUAAUAUUCUGUUAAAUAGUUUUACCAUGCUACCCUUCCCUUUCCUUUUCAGCAUUUGCACUUCUGGUGUUUUCUUGCAUUUUCAUUCACCUCCUCCCAUGUUUAAUAUUAUUUAUUUAACAUAGAUUAUCAGACAGAUAAUUCCUGUGUCAAAGAGUAUGGACAUUCAAUACAUAAUGCCAAAUUAGUUGUAGCUGUUGCCAAAUCAACAGUAAUAUUCAUUCAUUACACUCUCGUCAGCCAUGUUUCCUGGGGCAGGGGUUGUUGUUGUCAUGGUUGUUGUUGUUGAGUAGAUGCUUAAUAAGUGUAUUUAAUGACUAUUUCAUGGGUAUUUGAAGCUGUCCAUUCUGUUUAUCAGGCACAGAGCAAUCCUGGUGUGUGUGUGACGCGGCGGUGUUCUUGCUCAUUCUCAAUAGCUCUAGAUGAUGAAUGCAUGAGGGCAGGGUUUACAGCCGCUCACACGAGAGGCCCAGUGAGCUGCUCUUUCCAUCUACUUUCACUUGAACUCUUUCUCUGUAAUUGUGCACUUGUCUGUUUCUCUUUGCAUUAAUCAAAGUACUUGUUUGAUGUAUUUUGGACCUUUUGUUAACAUGCAUAAAGAUUUGUGGUUUUUAGUGGACUAUUCAAUUCUUUUCACUGUCUGAAAAUUGCAUUUCUCUCACAUAAUGCUUUUCAUAUUAAAUUCUAUUUUGUCUGCUAUUAAAUAUUUCCAAACCCA
This is a messenger RNA of Meriones unguiculatus (Mongolian gerbil), 5063 nucleotides long. It is a transcript of the gene Prepl, whose product is annotated as prolyl endopeptidase like. NCBI's taxonomy places the organism in Eukaryota, Metazoa, Chordata, Mammalia, Rodentia, Muridae. The record is from RefSeq and is a predicted model, not a curated record. Gene Ontology annotation, molecular function: serine-type endopeptidase activity. The coding region runs from base 373 to 2619 and encodes 748 amino acids. The transcript is spliced from 15 exons. Gene Ontology annotation, biological process: proteolysis. Gene Ontology annotation, cellular component: cytoskeleton; Golgi apparatus.